AUGCUGACCGAAAUCCUCGCAAGGCUGCGGGCGAAAUCCCUCCUCCGCUUCCGGUCGGUGUCGAGGUCGUGGGACUCCCUCCUCACAUCCCCGCUGUUCAUCGCCCUCCACCUGAGCCGCUCGAUCGCUACCCGCAGCUCCUCCUUCAUCCUCCUGAGGCACUACUGCCUCAACCGCCGGCGGGACAUCAAACACUGUCUACCGCGACGGCCACGGAUGUCUCGCCAAGAGCAGGAUCUAGACUUCCCGAUCAGAACCUACGACUUUUACUACUACAUCAGCGCCUGUAAUGGUCUCCUCUGUCUCACCGACUACCGCAUCAAGCACCCCAAGAUUGUCCUGUGGAACCCGUCGGACCAGAACCUGCUUUCAGGUGCCCAUCUCAGCUCCGAGGACGCCCACCGACGUUUACGCGUUUGGGAACGAUCAAAGACCAGAUCCCACCCCGUAGUUGAAGUAUUCGUGCUGGGAACGGACCGGUGGAGGGAAGUCGAUAUAGAUGUCCCAUACGUGGUGCCGGAAACAUCUCUGGCCGUCAUUCACGGCACUAUCCAUUGGAUCGGAUACAGGCUUGACAACAACUCAGUGAUCAUCACCGUAUUCGAUGUGCACGAAGAGGUGUUUCGAGAAAUCAAAAUACCAAGCAGCAUAAUAUACCCGAGCAUGGAUUGA
Punica granatum (pomegranate) is the source of this 672-nucleotide messenger RNA. The record is from RefSeq and is a predicted model, not a curated record. Lineage: Eukaryota; Viridiplantae; Streptophyta; Magnoliopsida; Myrtales; Lythraceae.